AUGGGCCUGAACUGGACGUUGUUCUAUGAAGUCGCCAGGGGAAUCAACGCCGUUAGAUCCCAUGCCCGAAUCAUCGGUGUCCUCCUCGUAACCCCGAUGACUCAUGCUCGAGUCAACGAAAUGGAUGAAAAGCUCCUGCGAUUUGCUCGCGCAUUUUGCGGCGACGAAUACAUGACUCAGGUCACGGAUGUUACAACCUUUUGGGAGGCACACAAGGAGAAGCAGAAGCAGGGGCUCAAUACAAGGCUUGCGAACCGGCUUGAAAAGGUAAAAGAGUUGUGGUCUGUUCAUAGGCCCCUUCGCCACUAUCAGCAUGGACGGGAGUACGAAGACGGACAAGACAAGGGCGUAUUUCUCGAUUGGGAGGACGAUCGCGACAACAUCGCAGAGCAUGCUAAAGAUAUGGUCCAUCGUCACUAUGGUCAUAUCAAUCCGCGAGACCCUCGUAUUGUCCAGGAUCUGGCAACAGGUCUUCCCCUUGAGCGCACUGCAGCAGGCCAAUUCCUCGGCCUUAUUCCUGCGCGUGCUCCUGACUCCACCUCCAAAUCUAACACCUCAUCUUCCUCAGCUGCUCCAGAACCGAAAGAGCAAGGAUAUUGGGAAUAUGGUCUAGACAUCAUCAGUGCCAUUGCUCGCAACGUCCAUUUCGAGGCAAACAUUGGGCCCAUCGGGGGUGCCUCAGGCAAUCGAACUGGAUCAUCCUUGCCACAAAUACCAAUGGGCCCACGCUACAACGGCCCUAUAGGUGAAUAA
Messenger RNA from Mytilinidion resinicola, 753 nucleotides. RefSeq lists its product as uncharacterized. Lineage: Eukaryota; Fungi; Ascomycota; Dothideomycetes; Mytilinidiales; Mytilinidiaceae. The transcript is spliced from 2 exons. The coding region runs from base 1 to 753 and encodes 250 amino acids. The record is from RefSeq and is a predicted model, not a curated record.